AUGCGCUUCAGCAAGCCUCUGGGCCCCAGGGUCAUGCUACGCGGCGCUGGCGCGACGAAGGCCGCCACAGCCGGACUGGCAAUGGCGGGCACCGCCGGCAUCGGCGCCGCGCGAGGCGGCGUGCGGCUGCCGCCGCAGCACGUGCGGGUGGAGCGCUGCGGCCCCGACCUGCUGCACGACCUUCACGCGGGCCUGUCCGGCAGCCUGCUGAGUGCCAUCCCCACCGGGCUCCUCUACUGGUGGACGUUUGAGGUCUGCUCCAACCAGCUGCACCUGCGCCUGGGCCGCCCCGAGCCCGGCGCGCCGGCCGCGCGCGCGGCCCACCUGCUCUCGUCGGCCGCCGCAGCGGCCGUGAGCAGCGUCGCGCGCGUGCCCACCGACCUGAUGCGGCAGCGCGUGCAGGCGGGGCUCGAGCCCAGCCUGGUCGCUGCCGCGCGGUCGGCGUGGCGGCGGGGCAACGGGCCCAGGGGCCUGUACGGCGGCUGGGCGGCGACGCUGAUCCGGGACAUUCCAGAAAUGAUGCUCUCGUUCACGCUGUUCGAGCUGGGCCGCCAGCAGUGGCUGGGCCGCGCCGGCAGCGGGGGCAGCCCCAGGCAGCGGGGCGGCCGCGAUGGCGGUGGCGAGACGGACGCGUGGCGCCACAUGGCGCUCGGCGGGGGCUGCGGCGCGGUGUCGGCUGCGCUGACUGUGCCGCUGGACAACAUAAAGGCGCGCGUGCAGUGCGGCCUGGGCAGCAACGCGAGCGGGUUUGCAGGAGUGCGGCAGGCGGCGGAGGCGAUCAUUCUGGAGAGGGGUCAGGCGGGCCUCAUGGCCGGCCUGGGGCCGCGCGUCGUGCAGGCCGCCCUCUUCAGCGCGCUGUUCUUCACUGCGUUUGAGGGCCUCAAGGCCCACCUCGGGCGGGCCGACGCGGCGGCGCACGGCGGCGCGCGGCAGGCGCACAUCAGCCCCCGUGUCCACGGCAGCCCGCGCGCGCACGGCAGCCCCCGCGCUCACGGCAGCCCUCGCUCAGCCAUCGCCGCCGCGUCCGUCGGCGACGCUUACAACGCCGGCGCAGAGCAUGCCGGCGCCCUGUUUGCGUGCCUCCUGUCUGGUCCCGGCAGCCCCCUGGCCCCACAGACCCCUCGGACGCCGCGCACGCCGCACGACACGCCACAGACGCCGCAAGAGACACCCCGCACGCUGCACGAGGUGCAGCUGCCCCGCUCGCCGCACGACUGGUGA
This is a messenger RNA of Monoraphidium neglectum, 1221 nucleotides long. RefSeq lists its product as hypothetical. The coding region runs from base 1 to 1221 and encodes 406 amino acids. The transcript has 3 exons. Gene Ontology annotation, molecular function: S-adenosyl-L-methionine transmembrane transporter activity. Gene Ontology annotation, cellular component: mitochondrial inner membrane. NCBI's taxonomy places the organism in Eukaryota, Viridiplantae, Chlorophyta, Chlorophyceae, Sphaeropleales, Selenastraceae. The record is from RefSeq and is a predicted model, not a curated record.